Molecule: messenger RNA, 5080 nt
Organism: Talpa occidentalis (Iberian mole)
Lineage: Eukaryota; Metazoa; Chordata; Mammalia; Eulipotyphla; Talpidae
Gene: ASB7
Product: ankyrin repeat and SOCS box containing 7
Exons: 6
Coding region: 759-1715 (318 amino acids)
Biological process (GO): intracellular signal transduction
Molecular function (GO): protein binding
Source: RefSeq, a predicted model, not a curated record
CGGCCGCUGAUUGGCUACUGCGGGCUUGGUCCCUUCCCAGUGACCCCAAAGUGCUGAAGGGAGGGGGCGGGGGUGGCCCAGUGCAAAGUGCAUCCCGAAAGCCCCCCGCCUGGAGCCCCCGCGGCUGGCACCUCGGACCCUGUAUGACCCGGGACCUCGCCGCCCCGAGACCUCCCGGAUCCCCCCGUAGCGGGGAGCCGCCGGCCCGGAGCGCGGCAGCCCCCAGCUCCGAGCCCUCGGACCCGGACUGCCCCCCCCGCCCGAGCCGGGACUUCCUCCCUGCACCCCUGCCCCGAGGCGGCCCGGCGGCCGGGACCGCCGCCCCCGGCCUCCUGCACCGUCUGGAUGUGCGCCGGGCGGGGACCGUGAGGCUCCGGCGAGGAUCAGGAACACCCGUGUCCGGCCCUGCCUGGGGUGUUUCUUCAAUGGAGAAGUUGGUGAGUGUGGACGAGGCUGAAAGGAGGAAGAGAAGCAGCAGCUGAGGAGACAGAUUUGAGCUGGCUGGAGGAUCCCCGAGAGCAGGGAGAGGUCUGCCCACCCACCAGAGAAGCGGGCGAGAGCCUCUGGCCAGCAUCCUCUACCAAGGUUAAGAAAGCUCUUUUGUGCUGCAACCUGAACACCCGUCAAGCCCUAUCCCCACGAUGCUGUAUGUGCACAAUGGUUAUUAGACAGUCCACAUAUCAGGAGAAGGAACAUUCUUCCAGAAGGCUGAUCCCUGUGACCUAAUGAAUCCUUUGUAAAAAGUGGACUCAGCUAGGAUGUUACACCACCACUGUCGAAGGAACCCUGAACUCCAGGAAGAAUUGCAGAUUCAGGCUGCAGUGGCUGCCGGGGAUGUUCACACCGUACGGAAAAUGUUAGAACAAGGCUAUUCUCCAAAUGGCCGGGAUGCUAAUGGCUGGACCCUGCUUCAUUUCUCUGCAGCAAGAGGAAAGGAAAGAUGUGUUCGCGUAUUUCUAGAACAUGGAGCUGAUCCCACAGUGAAGGACUUAAUCGGAGGCUUCACUGCUCUUCAUUACGCAGCCAUGCAUGGUCGGGCCCGGAUCGCACGUUUGAUGUUAGAAUCUGAAUACAGGAGCGACAUUAUCAAUGCAAAGAGCAAUGAUGGCUGGACUCCCCUCCAUGUGGCUGCUCACUACGGUAGGGACUCCUUUGUCCGACUCCUACUGGAGUUCAAGGCCGAGGUCGACCCACUCAGUGAUAAAGGUACAACACCGCUCCAGCUAGCCAUUAUCCGCGAGAGGUCAAGCUGUGUGAAAAUCCUCCUGGACCACAAUGCCAACAUUGACAUUCAGAAUGGUUUCCUGUUGCGAUACGCUGUGAUCAAAAGCAAUCACUCUUAUUGCCGAAUGUUCCUUCAGAGAGGAGCAGACACAAACUUGGGUCGCUUAGAAGAUGGACAGACUCCUUUGCAUUUGUCUGCCCUUAGGGAUGAUGUGCUCUGUGCACGGAUGUUAUAUAAUUAUGGAGCGGACACGAACACAAGGAACUAUGAAGGACAGACUCCACUGGCUGUUUCAAUAAGUAUUUCUGGAAGUAGUCGACCGUGUUUGGAUUUCUUGCAAGAAGUCACAAGACAGCCCAGAAACUUGCAGGACCUGUGCCGGAUUAAAAUUCGACAAUGUAUAGGCCUUCAAAACCUAAAGCUACUUGAUGAACUACCAAUUGCCAAGGUCAUGAAAGACUACUUAAAACACAAAUUUGAUGAUAUCUGAUACACACAGAACUGUGAGCAAGAUUAGGAGUUAUAUUCCAGAUACUUAAAAAGGCUUUUUGCCUUGCACAAAGUAUAUCCUAUGCAAUUUCUGAUUUGCUGUGAAGUCAGAAAGCAGGUAUACACCUUUAGGUUUGUUUUUUUGUUUUGUUUUGUUUUUUUGCUGUCGUUCGUUCGUUUGGUUUUCAUUGUAGGGGAGGGAUUUUUUAUAUAUAUAUAAACAUACACACCACAUGCUUGAAGGUCUUAAUUUGGUUUCUUGGUCCAAGUUUAAGAGGUCCAAGCUUUCUAUACAAAUAGUGCAUUUGCAAAAACCAUUUUUCCAAAAUGACACAAGCAGGUUUGGAGUGGAGAAUUUACCCUUCCCAAAUUUAUGGUUUCAUUGGCGUGCACGAUACUGCAAACCAUCAGAACACUUAUUAAAGGGUGGAGGCACAGUGUCACCCGGGUGGGGGUGGGGGGCGGCCCUGGGUUCUACUGGAAAAUGCCCUAAGAACAUUUUAAAGAAAUAUUGUCACCUCCUUCAUUUUUAAUGAGUACAAAUUGGCUGUUUCAAACUGUUCUUUUCCUAAUUCAUGUAGCUUUUGAAUGACAUCAAUCCAGUACCUCUGCUUUCCUGUUGACGUGCUCUUGUUUUUAACUUAUUUUUUUAACAACUAUAGUACACUACCCAGAGACAGUGGGUCUCAACUUGUGUCUCUAGUAGAAUGGUGUUUUUAAAAAAAAUUAAUGGGAAAGAAAAUAACUUUAUAAAGCCAGUGUGUUCUGUUUUGAAAACAGUGCCUCCAGUGCAAUACUCUUUCUGGUGUAUUUUCUCCAUUAUUUCACUUGAUGUUCAUCAUUCCACAGCCGGCUUUGACCUGCCCGUGAGAACAGGAACCGCCACUUCUGUUUUAAUUGCACAAUCAUAGUAUGUCAGUUAGGCAGUUUCCAUUUUAAGUUGUUUUUUACUUCACUUAAAGCAGAAAAUUUCAUAUCCUGGUGGUAGAGUAUUCCCUAAAAAUAGCCCAAAAUAUUGUUCAACCAUUCGACUGUAAUGGUUAAAUAAUUUGGGAUGGUUUCAUGGGUUUCUUUUCGUUUCGUUUAUAUUUUUUAUUUUCGUUUGAAAAAAAAUUUCUAAAGGGCAAAAUUUCUAAUGGGUGCACAUUUGUAUGUCUGGUUAAUUCUUAAUAUGCUAAUUAAACAUUUCCUAUCUGUUUUAAGGUUAGACACAGGGGAGCUCUGGGGGACAGUUAUCCUACUUCCUUGGGUGGAUCAGACAUAGGUUUGCAGUGUAAACACUGAUAAAGUGCCAGUAACAACAAUGGAAAGGUUGCAGAGGCAUUAGGGAGUUAUGAUGGGGCCCUUGAAAAUGUGUUUUCUGCGUGAUUUGUCAUCGCAUUUGUUUCAAAAGAACCUUUUCAAAUAUCCCAGUAUUGUUCCUUAGUGCUUUGGGGAAUUUCAGACUAUUUACACACGAAUCACAAAUGUGUUAUCAGAAGUUUACAAGCUAAAGGGCUUCCCUUGUCUAAAUUUCGAGUUCUAAGUCAUUAAGUGUAAAACUGUUUCACCUGCAAAGUGUGUGCAGGCCAAAUUAGGGGCCUGCUCUGGCUUUACCUCUUUUCAGAGCCAGCAACAGUAUGUUGAGCACAAAAUUGGUUGUCUUGGACGCAGCAACCUCAGAUCAUCGGAUCAGCUUGUGCCCAGGCAGUGCGCAGGUUUCUGAAGAACAGGCCGCCUUGGAGAAAGCAUGACUGCAGGGAGCCAGAGAGCAUGUGGCCAGUUUUGUAAACAAACCAACUGCAGCCUGAUGGAUGGAAAUGGAUGGUCUGUCCUUUUCCCUUUUAGCGUACCUCCAAACAGUUAUCUCUCUCCGAGAGACAGAGUCCCGUGUGAACAUGCGCUCAGAGCUGUGUUCUGGUUCUUUAAAGAGGCCAGGUCAGGGUAAGACACAUUAGCAGCUUCAGGGACAUGGCCUGGCCAGAGAUGAACUGAGUAUCCCUCCUCCCUGAAGCCAUUGGCUCAGGCAACCAAGAAGGUAUGAGGGGGGCCGGGGGAUCCUGCACUCGGGGCAGUCAUGUUAAUGUUAAGUUCACACAGAGCUUAUUUCCUCAUACGUGUGUAUUAAUUUAUUUCAGUUUCAAAUGAUUUUCUUUUUGCCAACCGUUCAGAGGUUUCCAAACUAAGUUAGCGAUUGAAUUUGAGUCAGGGAAUUCCAAGUAAAAAGAUCAGAUUAAGGUAAAUUCUUUGUUCUGUAUUGCUGCUGUGACUUCAGAAAAAAAUUAUGAGAGCUCUUCCUGGAAUUGAAAUUUCUAUUUAAUGAAGAAGUGUAUAAUUCCAUUAUUUAUUGUUUGAGAUUUGAUUUAUCUGGAAACUUAAAAAGAAUGUUUUAUUUUUGUUGUUAAUAAAAAUCCCAAUCACAUAUCCUAUUUAACAAUAACUAAAAUGUGUCCAAGUCAGUAACUGGUGGAAUAUAGGAAUGCAUGUGCAGGUCCGCAUUGAAUUUGGUCGGCAGAGAAGCAUCCUGCAGUCACAUAAUGAACAGGGAGAACAAGUAUUAUCCAGAAAAUCAACAAAUUGUUUUUGUUUUUGUUUUUUUUUCCAAAAUCUUGACUGAAAUGUUCAGAAUACUAUCAAAUUUGUCACUGACCCUUCUGUGUUUCUUUUGAAAUUUAUUAUUUAAGCCUAUUCCUAAAUCUUUAGAAAAAUAUAUUUGGCACUUACACCAAAGAAACCAGCUCAUAAAAGAUUAUGAUCAGUAAUGAACUGCAAACCUCAUCUUUUGAAAACAGAAGAUUUUUGUUGUAAAUAUUUGUGUUCAUACAUGUACAGCAGAGUAAGAGUGUUUUUUAGAUUAUUUAAUUCCCAUAAUUCUAAACUAUUUACUACCAAUCAAUCCAUGGUUGUUAGUUUGGAGGAUUGGACUGUUUUGGUUUUCAAUACAUUAUCAGUCACGGUCGGAACAGCGUUUCCGCUGAGGAGUUCAGUGUGCUGGCAGUAGCAAGAGUUCAAGUCCGAAGUGUGUGGGAGUCUAGCGUGAUGUGUCAGAUGCACACCCUAAGGAACAAGAGUAUAGUUUAAUGACCAGAGUGGACCACAUGAAAAUUGAGAUUCUAACUUUCCUGCAGAAUUGCUCAUUAGCCCAGAAUGUGAUUGGGAUGAGGCCCUUUGCCCACAAAUUUAGCUUUCCUGUAACUCCUAGUGUGUUAUACCAUACUGUAUUUUGUUCUUCUUUUGUAAUGUAAGUUUUGCUUUGGGUCAAUUUGAAUUAAAAAAAAAAAAAAAACUUUAAUCUGGUUUAAAACCUAUCAGUCUUGUGGUGUUUCUUUCUAGUCUGCCUUAACUGCUUUAUUAUUGCCAGCUACUAGGUGAGAGGAAAACAAGUCU